CAUACAAAUUGAAUCGAUUUUCUCGGAAUAGUCGCACGGCAUCUUUCUAGCUAUUAAAAUCACGCAAGCUGUGUCAUUAUAUUGUCCAUACGUGUAGAGAAAUGUAGUCACACUAAAACUACGUGGGAGUUCUAGCUGUAAACAAAAUACAUCUUUAUGAAACGUCAAGAUAAUAUUAGAUUAGUCUAGCUAGCGAUAGUGUUAACCUUUACUACCAAGAUGAUGUGGAAAGCAGCCACGGACGUGGCCGCGCCGGCUCCGGCGGAGGCCGACGACUGGGACACGGACCCCGACUUCAUCAACGACGUCACGGAGCACGAGCAGCGCUGGGGCCCUGGCGGCAGAAACGUCGAAGCUAUAGAUAUGGCGAAACUACGUGAGGAGGUGCUGGAAGCGGACACAUUGUCCAAGAAGAAACAAUACGAGCAAGGGCCCAAGCCGUCUUAUGGCUACGGGGGUAAGUUCGGCGUGCAGGCCGAUCGGAUGGACAAGUCGGCCGUGGGCCAUGACUAUAUUGGCCAAGUCGAGAAACACGUCUCUCAAAAGGACUACGCUCAAGGUUUCGGAGGUAAAUUCGGCGUUCAAACCGACCGAAUGGACGCCAGCGCGGUGGGGCAUGACUACAUCGGCAAAGUGGAGAAACAUGAGUCGCAGAAGGACUACUCGCAGGGUUUCGGGGGCAAAUUCGGCGUGCAGACCGACCGCGUUGAUAAGAGCGCGGCCGGCUGGGAGCACCGCGAGCAGAUCGAGAAGCACUCGUCCCAGAAAGACUACUCCCACGGGUUCGGGGGCAAGUUCGGCGUGCAGGCGGACAGACAGGACGCCGCCGCUGUCGGCUGGGAGCACCGCGAGCAGGUCGCCCCGCACGACUCACAGAAAGAUUACUCGCGCGGGUUCGGGGGUAAAUUCGGCGUGCAGACGGACCGGCAAGACGCGUCGGCGGUGGGCUGGGACCACCACGAGAAGGCACCAGCGCACGCCAGCCAGCUCGACCACAAGAAGGGUUUCGGUGGCAAGUUUGGUGUGGAGACUGACCGGGUGGACAAGUCCGCCCAUCGCUUUGACGAGGUCGGCAGUGUCGGCACCAACUACACCAAACAGAAGCCCGACAUCGGCGGCGCCAAGCCGGGCUCCAUCCGGGCCAAAUUUGAGAACAUGGCCAAGGAGAAGGAACAGGAAGCAUUGCAGUCGGUGCAGAAAAUACGCCAGCAGAGGCUACAAGUGGACAAGGAUUUAUCGCAAAAGGAACAAGACCGGUUAGAGAAAGAAGAACGCGAAGCUCCCGUCAAACAACAAGAGCCGGACAGGCAACCGGACCCGGCCAGACAACCGGAUCCGGUCAGACAACCGGAACCGGUCAGACAACCGGAACCGGUCAUGCAACCGGACCCGGUCAGACAACCGGAACCGGUCAGGCAGCCGGAACCGGUCAGACAACCGGUACCAAUGAAACAACCUGAACGGGAACCGAUACCGGAGCUGUUUGAGGAGAAGGUUAACCUGCCGGACGUCACGCUGGUGCAGCCUAAAGAGAAAGAAGAGAUGGCUCGCCAGCCCACAAUAGUGAUGUCGCCGGUGGGCUGGGAGGGCUGCGAGGGCGGCGAGGCGGAGGAGGAGGACGAGGAGGGCUACACCGCGCGGGCGCUCUACGACUACCAGGCCGCCGCGCCCGACGAGAUCAGCUUCGACCCCGACGACAUCAUCACCAACAUCGUCAUGGUGAGUAGAGGAGGGCUACACUACACCGCGCGGGCGCUCUACGACUACCAGGCCGCCGCGCCCGACGAGAUCAGCUUCGACCCCGACGACAUCAUCACCAACAUCGUCAUGAUCGACGAAGGCUGGUGGCAGGGCAUGUGUAAAGGCGCGUACGGACUGUUCCCCGCCAACUACGUCCAGCUGCAGGACAAGUGAGAGGACCUACCGGGAAACGAACAUCCGAAAUUUCGCUAUCUGCCUCUUUAUCGCUCGAAUACGCAAGAGUGACAGAGAUGUUAGAUAACGAAAUUUGUGACCCUCAGAUUGUGGCAGUGGCGCCACCUACGCAGAGUUUCGCGUAAUAUUCCCUAUUAAUGUGAUUUUAUGACUGAAUUAUUUUGAACAUUGUCACUGAUAUCAGUUCAUAAACUAUUGUAUUAUGACACAAAACGACAGUUGGGCUUUAGUGUAAGCUAUAUUUGGCACAAAUAAGAUGUAUGUAAGUACUUAUGAAAGUUACAACAAAAUUAUAAUACGAUAAAGUAAUUGCCAUAGUAGGUACCUACAGGUCGGGUCACAAGAGCUGGCACGAAUGAAAUGAAUGAGUGAAUGUAAAUGUCUAUGUGUGUACCAAGGUGCCUCUGACUGUAUGCCGAUACUGGUGUCACUCAUACCAUGAAAGUUUCGUUCAUUUCGUUCGUGCCAGCUUUCGUGAAUCCACCUGUACCAAUGUACUAACUUUAUUAAAUUUUUUAUUGACUUGAGUUUAUUUUUGAGUCGCAAUACUUUUGAAAAUAAAUUUAAUUGUUUCUUUUAAUAUUUUUUUAUACAUUGCUAAUUUUAUCGUAAACUGACAUUAAAAUAAUUCCGUCAAAUUCUAUUUAAUGAAUUUGUUUAGGACAUUUUACAUAAAUAUAUUCAUUACUGUUAGGAAUAUUAUUUUGAAGACUAUAAUCGGCAUGAUUUAGAACAAAUUAGCCAAAAAUACAUAAUGAAAACUAUUGCGACUGUUUCCAUGUAUUAGAUUAUUCACUAUUAAUUUAUUUCAUGAUUAGACUUUUAAUAUCAUUAUUUUUGUGUCGAUGCGUAUCAAAACUGCAUAAGUCCACCCAAAAUGGCAUAUAAUAUGAUGUAGGUAUGUAGUUAAACAAUAAAUGUCGAAUUGGUAUAGUACCAUAGUUUGGGGACUUAGAUAAUUUUGAUAUUCCUCAAUACUUUAAAUAUUACAUUCUACUAGUACGAGUAUUAUAUUAAACUUGCCUUGACAAUUGUUUAUAGAUGUUUACAUUUUAAGUUAACUCCUGAGUCAAGCAUUUAAUUAUCACUUUUUUUUUCUACGGAAUUAAGUGAAAUUGAUAUUCGUUAACAAGUAUUCAAAAUUAUAAUGACUACUUGUAUAUUCGUGCCAUCUUUUAAAGGCGCAGCAUUUGCUCAAUCCGAUGUCGAAUGCACUGAGUGAAAAUUAUUAAAAAAAAACAUUUGAGGAGUGUCUCUUCAAAAGGGUUUAUUUUUUGUAUGGUGUCCAUAGAUAGAAAAAUAAGCCCUUUUGAAAAGAAACUCUUCAUUUAAUGAUCAGCACACAAUUCACAGCAAUUGGCUGUAGUAGUUGUUGCAUUAGAUAUUCUUGAAAUCUUAUGAUAUCAUUAAAGUAAGAAAAAAUAAAUACGUAGUAUAAGGCACAAAGCGUGCUUGAUAGUCAGUGAGAGAAGAUACAGAUAGAAUGCUUGAGAAUUCGAAUGAAAUGGUAAUUUGGUUAAGAGAUCGACAUCUACACGCACUUUCGUCUUCUCUCGUAGUUGCGGUACUAUAGGUAUUAUAUCAAAGAAUGAUAUAAAUAGGAAUUGUUUGAUUCCAAGUAGGUACAUCGUAGAAAUGACGAAAAGCUGAUCUCGAAACACACGAGCAGACUUUGUAAUGACUGACUUCAAUAUUACUUUCGUAAUUUUUUGUCGAUAUAUCUUUGCAAGUUUGAAUAUCGUUGCUUGUAAUGUUUACAACAUUUGUAGUUUCUAAAUUAAUUAUCCAAAAUUAUAAGGUGAUGAGGCUAGAUAAAAUAAAACAACGUGCGCAUUUCGUCAUUUUUGCGGUGUACAAUAGUUUACGAUAUAAUUUAGAAGGGAAUUGGUAUGUUGGUUGUAAAAAUAUAUAAAUAAUGAACUAGCAAUACACCUAGUGUAAGAGUUACAGCUCAAACUAACAUUCUGUAUCUAGUACGCUGCCUACAAGCGGUCGUUCAAAUGUACUUCAGCCUAAAGUGCUUAACCCUUUUACCGCCAAAGACGGCAACAGACGCGAACUACAGCGCCUAAACAGCCCAAUAUGAACCCUAGCUAGUGGAUUCUGACAGGGUUCACGACGGUGUGCCACACACGAUAAUUAGGCGUGGCGUUCAAAGGGCCACAUUAAAUUAGGGCCACGUUUAAAGAGGGACAUUUAAAUGACAGUUAAAAUCGUAUUAGCUACACAUUGUUUUAUAUUUAAUGUAAUAGUUUUCGAUCAAAUAAAAUAAAAAAAGGUCUAAGCACACCAAAAAGCUCGGCACCGGACCAGCGCCGCCUCCGCCGCCCGAUCCGCUCAGUAUUCUUUGUAGAAAACUUCUUACUGUGAUCCAUACUUGUCGGCAUUGGAAUAAUAUCGCCUCGGCGACGCUCGCUAGUGUCUCGCCAACGGCACGGGGACGGCGCGCUUACCCCCCGCCCGUGGUUGCGCCGAUGUCAAACAGGCGCUGUAGCGCGCUCUCGCCCAGACGCAAGCGCGAUGUUAACCAGACGUAGCCGAGCCCACAUCUCCGUGGCGUUGAAUUGCCUCCCUUGCGGUACUUACGUACGAGUAUGGUUGGCGACUAGUUGACCGCGAGCGAGGUGAUGAGUGGGGGCGGCGUUGGUCUGGUGUCGAGCUUUUUGGCGUGCUCCAACCUUUAAACUCAUUUUCAUGUUAUGAGUUGGUCAUAGUAUGGUAUGCGUACACUCAAGUUCAAUACAGCCCAUUCCAAACCAAUUAACAAAAAAGUAAAAUACACUAAAAACCACUAUACUACUUCCUUUUGUGGAGCAAUAAAGAAUUCUAUUGAAUAUAGCUAGACCACCAUUAAUUACAAUUGUAUAAUUUUUAUUUGAUAUACAUGUUUCUGUUCGUAUAAUUGGAUUGGGAUGGAGUUUACAAAUGUUGUAUUAAUCUUCGUACCUAUAGUUGGUAUUUAAUGCCGAACUGUAUUUUAUAAAAGACGAUUUAUAUUGUUUAUAAAAGUAAAUAAAUAGUUUUAUUUUAUAUCGA
Messenger RNA from Cydia strobilella, 4971 nucleotides. It is a transcript of the gene Cortactin, whose product is annotated as src substrate cortactin. The record is from RefSeq and is a predicted model, not a curated record. Bases 220 to 1914 code for a protein of 564 amino acids. Gene Ontology annotation, biological process: regulation of actin filament polymerization. NCBI's taxonomy places the organism in Eukaryota, Metazoa, Arthropoda, Insecta, Lepidoptera, Tortricidae. Gene Ontology annotation, cellular component: cortical actin cytoskeleton; actin filament; lamellipodium. The transcript is spliced from 13 exons. Gene Ontology annotation, molecular function: actin filament binding.